GAUAUAACGUUUUCAAGGACUUGCUACCCGAUUCUUGUGAUUCAGCGAAACAAAACAAACAUUAGGCUGUUUGAACUGUUUUCAGAGUCUUAACAAUCGCGAAAGAGAGAGAGUUUACCUCUUAAAGAGUAUGAGAACUCAACACCUCAAGUAAUUACCACCUAGAAUUGAAAAAUAUUCACCGAAUCAUUACAGAAGGAAAAAGCAGAUCGAUUUGGAGGAGACAACAGUAUAUCAGGAUUUUAAAAAGUUAAUGAUCAAAAGGAUUCAGUGAAACACUGAGGCUGAAUUUGACUGAACGAAACGUAGCUUUGAGUCACACUCGCAAACACAUCUGCAACCGCGGAACUAAACCAUCAACUGCUUUCUGCUCUGCGUUACUGUUUCAAAGAAACCGAAUACCAUGUCCAGCGGAUUUUUUCACGUCACCUGCUUACUCUACUGCAUCGUCCUGACUUCUUUUACCAAAUGUGACAACACUACGUCCAAAAUCCCCUUAUACAUUGGUGGAUUUUUCGGGGUAAACAUUCAAGAAGGGGCUUGGAGCACAGCUGAAGUCAUUCCAUCUCUAGAAAUGGCACUGGAGCAUGUGAACAACGACCCAAGCAUUUUGGUGGACUAUCAGCUGAAAUAUGUGUGGAAUGAUUCUAAGUGUGAAAGUGGAUCUGGUAUCAAAGCUAUGCUUACGAUGAUCGACACUCCACCGCACAAGAUUGUUUUCCUGGGUCCCGGAUGUUCUGUAGCAACAGUACCUGUUGCAGAAGCCGCUCCGUAUUGGCAGGCAGUGCAGAUUGGAUACAGUACAUCGUCGCCACAGUUCUCAGACAAGGAAAAGUUCCCUCUGUACUUUCGAACUAGUACCUCAGAAACAAUGGAAAACCCGACCAGAGUAGCACUUUUAGAGCAAUUCAAUUGGAAAAAGGUCGCCAUACUUGUGCAAAACUUGGAUAUUUUUGUAUGGACAAAAGAAGACCUCAUUCCAUUGUUAAACAAGUCGAACAUCUCCAUCAUUGCAACAGAAAGCUUCAAAUAUGAUCCAUCCUCAUCGGUUAAGUACUUAAUCAAGGAUAAAGAUGCUAGGAUUAUCAUUGGACUGAUGUACGAGGACAUGUUCAGAAAAGCUAUGUGCGCUGCCUACAAAGAUGGACUCUUUGGAAAGAAGUAUGUUUGGAUAAUAGUUGGAUGGUACUUGGAAGACUGGUGGACAAAAACAACAGAAGUGGGCAUGGAUUGCAGGGGAGAACAGCUCUUGGAGGCUGCAGCUAAUUUGAUUGAGACUUUUCCUCUUCAACUGAGUAGAUCAACAAGACCCACGAUAUCGAAUAGGACUGCACAGCAGUUGCAAGCUGAAUAUGAUGAAAGACGACGGCGCCUCAACUACACUUAUCACAUGUACGCAGGCUUCACGUAUGAUGCAGCAUGGAGCAUCGCUGUUAUGUUGAACAAAUCCAUACCUCGGUUACGAGCAAGAAAUAAAACACUGGAAACCGUCAAAUAUGGUGAUAAAGAAGUAGCUGAGAUCAUGACGGAUAUUUUGUUCCGUACAGACUUCUGGGGAAUGUCAGGUCGCGUGAAGUUUGAUAAAGAUGGAAACAGAGACACUCUUGUAGAAAUUUUUCAAAAUAAACGUGGUAAAAAGAAAAUUGUGGCCACUGUGGAUUCCCUUGGUAGGAAUCUGAGUCAAUACAAAGAUAAGUUUGAGUGGGAAGAGGGGAAAGUUCCACUGGACGGUGUCAGAAUCAAUGAAAAGCAGUUUAAAGAAAGUUUCAGCUUAACGUUGAUGUUCUUCCUGUUGGCAUUUAUUGGAGUACUGCUCUGUUUCUUUAGUUUACUUUUUAAUGUCACAUAUCGAAAGCAUCAGUUCAUUAAAAUGUCAUCUCCAAAGUUUAACGAUAUCACCGUCAUUGGAUGCCUGCUGUCCUACAUCGAAAUGUUCUUAUCAGCUUACGCUAACUCUGAUUAUACAGAACACGACAUUUCACUCUGCUAUAUUAGAAUCUGGCUGCUCUCUACCGGUUUCACUUUGGCAUUUGGUGGGAUUUUCGUCAAAACCUGGAGAGUUUACAAAAUAUUUACAAACACCCAGAUGAGGAAAGAGCUUGGAAACUUAAGUAGCACUAGCCUCUUGUUGAGGCUAUGUGUUGCUUUGUUUGUAGACUUCAUUUUUUUAUCAACUUGGACAGCUAUUGAUCCAAUGACCAUGGAAACUGAGAAAAUCGAUAAUAAGGUUCCAAAUGAUGACUCCGACUUCAAGGAGCAGCUUGUGAUCCAUCAGUGCACCUCUUCUCACUAUAUGACCUGGUUGAUUUCAAUGAGCGGGCUGAAGGGGAUCAUGUUGAUUUUCGGUGUGUUUUUGGCCUGGGAAACAAGAAACGUGCAUUAUCCUUCGCUGAACGAUUCCAAGAACAUUGGCUUAGCAGUGUAUAACGUGUUCAUGUUUUCUUGCUUAGCAAUUGUGGCCGAGUUCGUGGUUUUUCCUCCCCUUAAGACUCAAGUUCAAAGAUCGAUCGUGUUCGUGGCGACCACUUCGACAAUUGCCCUGCUAUUUGUACCAAAGGUACUUUACCUGAGGAAAAAUACAGCAGUUUCCACGGCCGCCGUCCUGGAGACAAACAAUGUGGCAUUAGAAAAUCAUGGAGUGACGAAUGCAUCGAACUCUGUAGAAAAAGCCAAAUAUGUAAAAACUUGUGCAAACUAAUGCUGCGGCAAUUUCCGGAGACAUAGGUUUAUCGAAGCAAGCAUCAAACCUGAAGGAUCAAAAGCGAGUAGGAAUGAAAUGAGCCGACCUUUAAGAAGGCCGUUGCAGACCAUUAAUUAUCAACCAAAGCUUUUAAUCGAGUGUUCAAAUGCAAAACCUUAUGGAA
This is a messenger RNA of Pocillopora damicornis (cauliflower coral), 2864 nucleotides long. RefSeq names its product gamma-aminobutyric acid type B receptor subunit 2. The record is from RefSeq and is a predicted model, not a curated record. NCBI's taxonomy places the organism in Eukaryota, Metazoa, Cnidaria, Anthozoa, Scleractinia, Pocilloporidae. Gene Ontology annotation, molecular function: G protein-coupled GABA receptor activity. Gene Ontology annotation, cellular component: G protein-coupled receptor heterodimeric complex; membrane. Gene Ontology annotation, biological process: gamma-aminobutyric acid signaling pathway; G protein-coupled receptor signaling pathway.